CCAAACUGUGCAUCUUGUAUACAUAUUUUUUCAAAAGAUUGACAGAAAUAUCACUCAUAUUAGUAACGUGUAAACUGCAAUUAAGCUGGUUUUAGAUAACUAUGGGAUGAUGAUGAUUUUUUAUUUAUAAGAUGACGAUACUGUAUGAUGAUGUUUGAAUGAUUUUCUAUUUAUUGUUCUAGAUGGCGACUUAUCUUAUCCUUUUUUUAACUGCGUGCUUGUAUGUUCACGCUGUACCAACACCACCGACCACAAGAAACACGAUCUUCAUAGAUGAAAAACUGGAAGGACAGAUUUUUGAGGGAGUUCAAGAUUCUGACGUUGCUUUCUACAAUGAUCACACAAAAUACAGAUUGCCUACAACCACACGCCCUAGACACUAUGAAGUAUUAUGGAUCUUCGAUAUGAUAAAUCUUAGGUUUUCUGGCGUAGUAUCAAUAUAUUUAUCAGCAACUCAGGCGAAUGUAAACGAAAUAGUAAUACACACUGACGAGUUGCGUAUUGUGCAAGUCAGUCUUCAGCAAGGUAAUUCUGCCAUCAGUGUAACAUAUGAGGAAGAUAAAGAACUUCAUUUCCUACGCAUUCGACCAGCUACAACACUUCUGUACAAUGUAAAUAAUCCCGUGGAAUAUAAACUGACCAUUGACUUUGAUGCUGAGCUACGUAGAGAUAUGUCCGGGUUAUAUAGAAGCUGGUUCAGGAAUUCCUGGAAUGAUGCAGUGAGGUGGAUGGCAACAACCCAGUUCCAAGCUACGAACGCUCGAGCUGCAUUCCCGUGCUACGAUGAACCAAGUUUUAAGGCCACCUUCGAUAUAACAAUUCGUCGGCCUACUGAUUACAAAAGUUGGUCCUGCACAAGAAUCCGAGAAACAACCAGCGCUACUACAGGAUUUCAAAACGACCUAUAUCAUACUACACCCAUCAUGUCCACUUACUUGAUUGCCGUCAUAGUAGCUCAAUACGAAACUCAAGAUCUGGUUAUAAACGGAACUAUGACUUAUGAAGUGAUUGCAAGACCGGGGGCUUUACAAGCAAAUCAAGGUGACUACGCAUUUGAAGUUGGACAAGAAUUAUUAACAACAAUGAGUGAGCAUACAGGGAUUGAUUUCUACAGCGUCUCCCCACAUAUCAAGAUGACACAAGCGUCUAUUCCUGAUUUCUCAGCUGGUGCCAUGGAGAAUUGGGGAUUACUUACCUACAGGGAAGCAUACUUAAUGUAUGAUCGUGAACAGACCAGUGAUAACAUGAAGCAAAUUAUUGCUUACAUCCUCUCUCACGAGAUUGCCCAUAUGUGGUUCGGAAACUUGGUGACCUGUGACUGGUGGGACAACUUAUGGUUGAAUGAAGGUUUUGCGAGAUAUUACCAAUACUAUCUUACACACUGGGUUGAGGAUUAUAUGGGUUUUGAUACUCGUUUUAUAGUAGAGCAAGUACACACAUCAAUGUUGGCGGAUUCCGCGAACAAUCCUCAUGCCUUGUAUCACCCUCAUGUCGGCGAUCCUGAUGAAGUAUGGGCCAUGUUUUCGACAAUUUCAUAUAACAAGGGAGCAUGCGUCAUAAGAAUGACCGAGCAUUUACUCGGAUUUGAAGUUCACAGACAAGGAUUAAGAAAUUACCUAGUUAACAAAUCUUUCCAAGUGGCCUUGCCAAUUGACUUAACAGAAGCCUUGCACAACGCAUCUGUUGCUGCAGGAGCUAUUGCUCAGUAUGGUGAAGAUUUCUCAGUUGUGGAAUACUACAAAACGUGGCACGAUCAGCCUGGAGUUCCUGUGCUCUUUGUGCAAGUUAACCAUCAAACUGGUGACAUGGUUAUAACACAGCGUCGUUUUAACAUCAAUUAUGGUUACGCAGCGGUAAAUUACAAUUGGCAAAUACCAAUUACAUUCGCUUCGGCUAGCAAUCCAGAUUUUGUUAACACGAAACCAUCCCAUAUCUUAAAAAAAUCUGUUACUGUUGUCAAUCGCGGAUCUCGUGGUGACGAAUGGGUCGUAUUUAACAAACAACAAACAGGCUACUAUCGAGUGAACUAUGAUGAGUAUACAUGGGAUCUCAUCAUCAUAGCUUUACGUGGCGCACAAAGAACCACUAUUCAUGAAUACAAUCGCGCUCAAAUCGUCGAUGACGUCUUCCAAUUCGCUCGUUCAGGUCUCAUGAGUUAUACAAGAGCAUUCAAUAUUCUCUCAUUCCUCGAACAAGAAACGGCAUAUGCUCCCUGGGUGGCGGCUUUGACUGGAUUCUCCUGGUUAAGGAAUCGACUCGCUGGCACUGAUCUGUUACCCACACUGGAGAGUCUCAUGUCGCGCUGGUCAACACGCGUGAUGAACGAACUGACAUACUACCCUGUGGCCAACGAGACCUUCAUGAGGUCGUACCUGAGGCGCCAGUUAGCGCCUGUGUUGUGUAACAUAAACGUAGCAGCUUGCCGUAAUGCUGCAGUCAGCCAACUGAAUGCCCUCCUUGUGAACGGAGCUGAAGUACCAGUGAACAGUCGAAACUGGGUAUAUUGCACGGGCUUACGGGCCGGGACUUACGCAGACUACGCAACGAUGUGGCGUCGGUAUCUGCAGCACAAUGUUUACACAGAGAAGAUCCAGUUACUCCAGACCCUUGGCUGCACUGCCAAUGUACAGGCAUUGAAUGAGCUUUUAACAUCGAUUGUCCAAGAUAACUACGAAAUCCGUCCACAAGAUUACUCAACUACGUUCAACGCUGCAUUGAACGGAAAUGAAGCGAAUACACAAGUCGUUCUAGAAUUCGUUAAGAAUAAUCUGGCUAGUGUGACUCAAGCGUUUGGUUCUCCAUCCACUCCGCUAUCGAAUAUUGCGGCAAGACUGAGAACUGUAGAAGAAAUCAAUUCGUUCCAAGUUUGGGUGAACCAAUCACAAGCGGCCUUGGGCGAUUCGUACAACCGCAUUUACAAUGCUGCUGAGUCCGCGAGGGAGAGCAUAGCGUUCGCUCAGGAGAUACGAAACGAUAUUAACAACUACUUCACGAAUGGUGAUGAAGUUAUAUUAGCGUCCACGCCACAGCCACCAUUGGUCACUGAUCCUGUCACAGUACCUAGACCAGAUUUAACCGAGCCCGUCACGCCAGACAUCCCCGGUUCAGCUGUAACUGCCGUCCUAUCAGCCUGUCUGUUGACGUUGGCUGUAAUUACUAACCUUGUCAUGUAG
Molecule: messenger RNA, 3173 nt
Organism: Zerene cesonia (dogface butterfly)
Lineage: Eukaryota; Metazoa; Arthropoda; Insecta; Lepidoptera; Pieridae
Gene: Apn3
Product: membrane alanyl aminopeptidase-like
Exons: 14
Coding region: 183-3173 (996 amino acids)
Biological process (GO): proteolysis; peptide catabolic process
Cellular component (GO): cytoplasm
Molecular function (GO): zinc ion binding; metalloaminopeptidase activity; peptide binding
Source: RefSeq, a predicted model, not a curated record